Molecule: messenger RNA, 2477 nt
Organism: Colias croceus (clouded yellow)
Lineage: Eukaryota; Metazoa; Arthropoda; Insecta; Lepidoptera; Pieridae
Gene: RabX4
Product: ras-related protein Rab-8A
Exons: 5
Coding region: 154-768 (204 amino acids)
Molecular function (GO): GTP binding; GTPase activity
Source: RefSeq, a predicted model, not a curated record
GCCUUGCAACAAGUUUCUCGUUAGACAGGGGUGUACCCACUACCCGCAUCCUGCACAUGCGCUCUUACCUUCAUCGAUUUUUCUCACUUUUGACAGUUCAGCCGAUGUUUUGGGCUGCCACCCGCCUUCUCGGAACGAAGUAAACAAAAAAAUAUGGCUUUAGAUUUUUCAGCUACUUAUAAAUUGCUAGUCUUAGGCGACUCGAAUGUAGGAAAAACGUGUAUUGUGCAUAGAUAUUGUGACGAAAGAUAUUACGAUAUUUACAUAUCCACAAUAGGGAUAGACUUCAAACAAAAAAUUAUCAAUUUAGACGGAGUGCCAAUAAAACUUCAAAUAUGGGAUACCGCAGGACAGGAGAGGUUCAGGACCCUCACAACUGCUUAUUACAGAGGGGCAAUGGGCAUUAUACUGAUGUAUGAUAUCACUAAUUUGGAAUCGUUUAACCAUUUGUCGUAUUGGUUAAGGAAUAUUCAAGAGUAUGCAUCGCCAGACGUUAUCAAAGUUCUAGUUGGAAAUAAGUGUGACGUUCACGAAAAUCACAGAGCUGUACCAAAGGAAAGAGGACAGAAGAUUGCUGACGAUUUUGAUAUGCCGUUCUUUGAAGUAUCUUGCAAGAAUAAUAUAAAUAUUGAGGAAGCUUUCCUUACAUUAGCGAGGAGAAUAAGGGAAUACAGAGAUUCAAAGGCGGAUGCUUUCGAACUGAAAGAAAGGGACAACGUCAUUAAGCCAUCUGAAUCUGAGACAGACGUAUCAAAGUGUAGCUGUUAGAUUAUGUUUCUAUUAAAUAAUAUAGCAAAAUACUUACGGAAUCGGUGAGAAAUAAGACAGGGUUCGGUCAGGUACCUAAUGAAUGGUAGCCUUUAAAACUCGAAUGAAUAGUAUAAAAACAGGUGAAUGGCUACCAUAAGCUAGUUGAAAUUCAAGAGUAGAUUGGAUAAGGUUGGGAAAAGAUAUUUUAAGCCUGUUGUUAGCUAUAUAUGCUUAGAUACAUUAUCAGUAUAAUCGAAUGUGGUCUAAACCGUUUUAGAAGAUAUGGUUUCAUUGGGUGUGUCUGGUUGAUUUCGAAGCAAGCAACUUCUACCGUUUUAGUUGAAGAUAGUAUUAUGGUAGAGUACUCGUAUUAAGGUAGAAAUAGCUUGUUAAGGAAUUAUAUCCACAAUUAUAGACUGUACGCACGCUUUAUGCAUAUUAUAUUAAAUGUGUUAAGCCGACUGUUUGUCAACUGCACUCUCGAUGAUACAAAAAGAGGAAAUGGUGUGUAAAGAUAAAUAAAACGUGACGGCAAAUAACUCUUCUCAUAAAAACCUGUCAUUGUUUAGUCAAUUAUGUUAUCAUCUAUAAGGAAGGGGGGGUUUUACAAUGAAGUAUAAAAGCAAUAUUAUUGCUAGCGUGGGAAAGUGAUGGCGCUAGACAGUCUAUAGCGCUAUCAUUUUUCAGACUGGUAAUAAAACUGCUUUAAGACGUCUUGGUGCGGGGUCUGCAGAUAUCACCAUGGGGUAGUAAAUAUUAGUGUUAUACAUUGCCUUUAGUUUUUAGACAAUGAUCAUUAUAUUUUUAUUUGCUUUUGUUUAAAUCAGACUUUCGUCUACAUAUUAUUAUUUAAUUUAAAAAAUAUAUAUUUAUUAAUGAAUUGAUAAUUAUGCGCCAUGGUGAUGUAGACCAGUGGUGUUUCGUUAUGUGAUUCGAAAUAUGUAAUAGAUACAAAUAGAGUUUUUAACUAGUUUAUUCACGCAUCUUGUCGAUAAUAAGAUUGUGCGUUUUGGGAACAUCAGUGUUUUAAAUUAUAAAUUUAUAGCUCCUUUGGAGAUAUACAAAAUAAUUCGUUAUGUUAUGUUAAUUUGGAGCUGAGAAAGGAUGAAUAAAACCAACCGUUAACUUAUACCAGAUCUAUGCAAUUUCUUAGACUUUAAUCUAGAGAAUAGAAACAUGUAUUAAAUAAGCCUUAUGUGGCUUCAGGCAAUAAAAUGUAAUACUCAGCCUUCAUUGCUCACGAACUAUGAUAGACAAUGAAAAGCACCUUUACGAAUUUAAAUAAUUUAUUUAAAAAAUUUCUAACGGUAGAUCUAUUGUAUCGAUAUAUGAAUGCAUGUUUAAUCACUUCAAUAUUAAUGUAAUAUUUAGUGAAACUUCAUUGGAUUGGAUUGAUUGACAAAUAAAGAUGCAAUAUCAGAAAAAAGUAAUUGCGAAUAAAAAAUUGUAAUUAAAGUUGCGAUGAGAAAGAGUUUCAAGCACCGGUUAUUUUGCUGGCUUUGAAUGGAUUAGAUUUAACAAUAGAAGUAGAUUUCGAAUAGAGGCCUGCAAUACUUCCAGAUUAUCCACCCAAACUUUCAUUUUUAUAUUUUUCAACAAGUAUUGUACUUAUUAUAGUUAAUAGUGAAUUAAAAUUUACAAAACAAUCCAAUGAAUUGCCGUUGUACAAUUUUAACACCAGCGCAAAUGGGCAGUUCUAUGUAAAAUAAAUUUUUAUUACAAUCAUA